AGAUAGGACACUCGCGAAGCCAAGACAGGCUUUGUACGCCCGCCAUGGGUGAGUUGUCACAAGAAGUGGAUGACCUGCUGUACGGCGAGGGCAAUUUCAAUUUUCUGGAUGAGUUCAACACGCAGGGUUCCCAGUUCGAGAACCUCAGUCAGAACACCCUGGAUAUGCCCUAUGACACAACGCAAGGUACGCAGGAAGGUACACAAGAUGAGCAGAGGUCUGGCUUGUCGCAGGAGCCGGUGGUCUCGUUGCUGGAUCAGACCACAGCUGAGCUCCAGUUCGAUGACCUAGACAUGAACGAUGAGUUUGAGCCUCCUUAUGAUCCAAAGGAUCUGCCAGAGCAUGCCUGCAGGUACUGCGGUAUUCACAGCCCUGGUAGUGUGAUGAAGUGCCGCGGUGAUGGCAAGUGGUUCUGCAAUAAUCGGCUUCCAGGACUUCCAAGUAGCUGUAUCAUUCUGCAUCUUGUAAGAGCCAAGCAGAAGGAGGUAUCUUUGCAUCCCGAAAGCCCUUUAGGGGAAAUUGUUUUGGAAUGCUACAAUUGUGGUCAGCGGAAUGUGUUUCUGCUGGGCUUCAUCGCAGCGAAAAGCGACUCCGUGGUGGUUCUGCUCUGCCGCGUUUGUCUCUCGAACAAUGCGCUUAAGGACUCCAAUUGGGACCUUGGUCAAUGGCAGCCCCUCAUUGAGGAUCGUAGCUUUUUGCCUUGGCUGGUGAAGGUGCCAGAUCCCAAGGAACAAAUGCGCUCCUGGAACAUCACAGCAGCGCAGGUCAACAAGCUCGAAGAGAUGUGGAAGACCAAUCCAGACGCCACCAUAGAGGACUUAGAUGGAAAGUCUGGUCCAGGCAUGGAGGAUGACCCACAGCCGGUGAUGCUCCGGUACGAGGAUGCUUACCAGUACCAGCAUGUGUUUGCCCCGCUGGUGAAGAUGGAGGCUGACUACGACAAGAAAGUGAAAGAGUCGCAGUCGCAGGAGAACGUAGUGGUCAGAUGGGAUAUCGGUCUCAACAAGAAGCGGAUUGCAUAUUUUCACUUCACCAAAGAGGACAGCGAGGCACGGUUGGUGCCGGGCGAUGAACUGCGUCUGCGCUUAAACUCAUCUGCCUAUGCCAACCUUGCAAACGCAGAUGAGACUGGUUGGAAUGCCGUGGGUCACGUCUCGAAGAUCACGGCAAACGAGGAGGUUGCCUUGGAGCUCCGUGGACCUCAGCAGGUAGGCCCAUGGGACAUCAACCAUGGCUUCCAAGUGGAGUUUGUUUGGAAGUCCACAUCCUUUGACCGCAUGCAAGCUGCCAUGCGCACCUUUGCGGUAGAUGACACCAGCGUCUCUGGUUAUUUGUACCACAAACUCCUGGGUCAUGAUGUGGAGCCUCAGACCAUUCGUGCGAAUGUGCCGAAGCAUUUCACAGCUCCAAACCUUCCACAACUGAACCACUCGCAGGUCUACGCAGUGCGGAAAGCAUUGUCAAAUCCAUUGUGCCUCAUCCAGGGACCUCCAGGAACAGGAAAGACCGUGACCAGUGCCACCAUUGUUUUCCACCUCACUCGGCAGAAUCAGGGUCAGGUCUUGGUUUGUGCUCCCUCCAACAUUGCUGUUGACCAGCUGGCUGAGAAGCUACACAAGACAGGUCUGAAAGUCGUGCGUUUGAGCGCAAAGAGCCGCGAAGCAGUGGCUAGCAGUGUUGACUUCUUGACAUUGCAUCACCAGGUGAGACAUUUGGACACACCUGACCACCAGGAGCUGCAGAAGCUGUUGGCCCUGAAGGAUGAGUUAGGUGAGUUGUCUCAUGCAGAUGAGAAGAAGUUCAAACAGCUGCAGAACUCCACGGAGCGCGAAUUGCUCACAGCCGCAGAUGUAAUUUGCACAACAUGCGUUGGAGCUGGUGACCCGCGACUGCAGAACUUCCGCUUCAAGCAGGUUUUGGUGGAUGAAUCGACUCAGGCCACUGAGCCAGAGUGCCUCAUCCCAAUCAUGAUGGGUGCCAAGCAGAUUGUGUUGGUUGGAGAUCAUUGCCAACUUGGCCCUGUCAUCAUGUGCAAGAAGGCCGCCAAGGCUGGCUUGCAUCAGAGCCUUUUCGAGCGCCUGAUCUUUUUGGGCAUUCGACCGGUGCGAUUGGAGGUGCAAUACCGAAUGCACCCGUGCCUCUCGGAAUUUCCAUCGCAGUCCUUUUACGAUGGCUCUUUGCAAAACGGCGUGACUUUGAAUGAGCGUCUUUAUGCAGGAAUCGACUUCCCUUGGCCUCGUCCAGACAUGCCAAUGUUCUUCUUGAACUCCACGGGCGCUGAAGAGAUCUCUGCCUCGGGCACCUCAUACCUGAACAGGACAGAGGCGACAAACAUCGAGAAGUUGGUGACCUACUUCUUGAAGUCUGGGGUGAAGCCUUACCAGGUUGGCAUCAUCACGCCCUACGAGGGACAGAGGGCUUACAUUUGCUCUGUGCUGCAGCGACAGACCUGCUUCAGUCACAAGGCAUACGAAGAGAUCGAGGUUGCCAGCGUUGACAGCUUCCAGGGCCGAGAGAAGGACUUUAUUCUCCUGUCCUGCGUGCGGUCAAAUCAGAAUCAGGGCAUCGGCUUUUUGAACGACCCUCGAAGAUUGAACGUGGCCUUGACCCGCGCCAAAUAUGGGCUGAUCAUUUGUGGCAAUGCCAAGGUGUUGGGAAAGCAGUUCCGGUCCCAGCCAUCUCUUUGGGUCAACCUGCUGAGCCACUACAAGAAAUAUGAGCUUGUGGUGGAGGGAGCAUUGUCAAAUUUGAGACAGUGCCACAUCACUUUCAGCAAACCCAUGCGCUUGCCAUCUCGCUACUUCGCGAAGGGGCCCAUUGGUGCCGAGGUAGGGCAAUUCGAUGACGAAAAGCGGGAUCAGGUGGACAUGGACUACUAUCGAGGACCUGCAGCAAGCAGCUCCAACGGCCACGGGCCCGAAGCCUUGGUGAGCCUCCAGAAACAGAGUCAGAGUCAGGUAGACGUGGUCGCCCAAUCCUUGGGACCAGUGCAGGCACCUUCAAAGUACUUCAAUGGCCCAUCGAUGUACAGCCAAAGCGCCAGCCUGACACCUUCGCAAAGAAGCAGUGACAGGAGUCAAGGCUCCAUGGAUCGCAAGAAAAAGGGGAAGAACCUGCGAAAGCAGGGCGGACUUUCGCAAGGUUCCGCCUAUUCAUCUCCGAACUACACGCAGAACAUUAUGUCGCAGGAGAGCUACACGGCCUUUGACGAUGGUUAUCACAACCUGACAAGUCAAGAGAGCCAAAGUCAAACCCAGAACACACAGGACCUGUAA
Cladocopium goreaui is the source of this 3275-nucleotide messenger RNA. The record is from the annotation of a GenBank genome assembly. NCBI's taxonomy places the organism in Eukaryota, Dinophyceae, Suessiales, Symbiodiniaceae.